Uranotaenia lowii is the source of this 1229-nucleotide messenger RNA. It is a transcript of the gene AIMP1, whose product is annotated as aminoacyl tRNA synthase complex-interacting multifunctional protein 1. The record is from RefSeq and is a predicted model, not a curated record. NCBI's taxonomy places the organism in Eukaryota, Metazoa, Arthropoda, Insecta, Diptera, Culicidae. The transcript is spliced from 3 exons. The coding region runs from base 131 to 1138 and encodes 335 amino acids. Gene Ontology annotation, molecular function: tRNA binding.
GUUCGAACAUUUUUUGCGUACGACUUUUUGAAAAUUUAUGGAUUCAAAUUGACGAAAACAAAUAAAAAUAAAAAUUUCACUGACAGUAGAGGUACCACGUUGUGUGUUUUUUUGAUAAAUUGCACAGUGCAUGUUCCUUCGGUGUUGGCGUCCGGUUUUUGGGAUUACCAAAUUCGUCGAGAAGCGUUGGCCAAAUCAACAUAGUUUGUUGACUCCAAUCACCGAUACCAUUAUGACCAGCUUGGAGCGAGUUAUUUCCAACAAUCAGGCCGCAGAAGAGCUGUUGGCCUCUCUGAAGCAAGAGUUUCAGGCACUGAAAAACGAGAAAGCAGUUCGCCGAAUCGAGGAACUCAAGGUGGAGAACGAUGCCUUGCGAAAGCAGGUUGAAACUGCUCGAAAACAGCUGAUUGCUUUGGAGGUAAAGAACGGCAAAGUCCAAAUUCCGGUUCCUGGACAGUCACAAACAGUUGACGCCGAACCUGCCGUUGUCGUCGUUAAGCAGGAGCCGCAACAACAACAGCAACAGAACCAACAAGCAGCCAGAAAUGACGUCAGCAAGGCUCCAAAAGAGAAGAAACCCAAGAAGGAAAAGGGCUCAGGGGAUGCCAAGCCGGCCGCAACAGCGGCUGCUCUCGAAGAACCCCCGAUCGAUGUUGGUCGCCUAGAUAUGCGCGUCGGAAAGAUCGUCGAUAUCUCUCGCCAUCCCGAUGCCGACAGUCUGUACCUGGAAAAGAUCGAUUGCGGUGAACCGCAGCCACGUACCGUCAUCUCCGGCCUGGUCAAAUUUGUCCCCAUUGAAGAAAUGCAGAACCGAAUGGUGGUUGUGCUGUGUAACCUGAAGCCGGCCAAAAUGCGAGGAAUCCUGUCCGAAGCCAUGGUCAUGUGUGCUUCCACGCCCGAAAAGGUUGAAGUUCUGGCUCCACCGGAGGGUUCCGUCCCCGGAGAUCUGGUGCACGUCGAUGGUUAUCCCCGGGUGCCAGACUCGGUAAUGAACCCGAAGAAGAAAAUUUUCGAAACUGUGGCACCCGAUUUGCAUACCAACGGUGAGCUGGUGGCAUGUUACAAGGAAGGAUCUUUCGUUGUGCCCGGGAAGGGGCCCGUUAAGGCUCAAACGCUGAAAAAUGUUCAUGUUAAGUAAAGUUAGAAACAACCACAUCAAAUGUAUAUGGAAAUGAACUGUUAAGUGGCUUCAUUUUUGGAUAAAUAAACCGUGAAAACUUUUUACAUCA